AUGUCUUCAAAUCAAGGCUCUUCUUCUUCUAGUAAUCAAAAUGAUAACAACAUAAAUAAUAAUACUGGUGAUGAUAGUGUAAAUAAAGGUGAAAGUAGUAAAAAACAACAACAGUUGAAAUCAAAUCAAACACAAAAAGAAUCAAUACCACAACUUGGUGCUUUAGAAGAAGAUGAUGAAUUUGAAGAAUUUGCUGCUGAAGAUUGGAAUGAAACAGAAGAAGAUCAAGAAACUCAUUUAUGGGAAGAUAAUUGGGAUGACGAAGAUAUUGAAGAUGAUUUUUCCAAACAAUUGAGAGCCGAAAUUACCAAAGCUACCAAUGCACCACAACCAAUGAGAUAUUAA
Molecule: messenger RNA, 345 nt
Organism: Entrophospora sp. SA101
Lineage: Eukaryota; Fungi; Glomeromycota; Glomeromycetes; Entrophosporales; Entrophosporaceae
Source: the annotation of a GenBank genome assembly